Tripterygium wilfordii is the source of this 1321-nucleotide messenger RNA. Its product is annotated as RHOMBOID-like protein 12, mitochondrial. The record is from RefSeq and is a predicted model, not a curated record. The transcript is spliced from 8 exons. The coding region runs from base 99 to 1097 and encodes 332 amino acids. NCBI's taxonomy places the organism in Eukaryota, Viridiplantae, Streptophyta, Magnoliopsida, Celastrales, Celastraceae. Gene Ontology annotation, cellular component: membrane. Gene Ontology annotation, molecular function: serine-type endopeptidase activity.
GAAGGUCAUUUGGUCUCUUGCUUGGGCAGAGAAUACUCUCCAAAAUCUCAAACCACCAUAAAGCAGAAACCUUUUGAAAACUCUUCCUUCAUAAAACAAUGCAUAGGCUCGUCUCUCUCAGACUUGCCUCCAAUUUCUCAAAGAAAAACACAUUCUCUCUUCAGUCUCAUCCCUACAAAUCCGUCUCUGGUCUCACUAGACCAGCCUACCAAGACCCUGUUGUUGGCUCCUCUCUCACCAACCCAUUUCACCAUUUCCGACCAUGUCAAUCGCAUCACAGUCUCUCAUCAGGGACUACUCGUGGGUUUCUAUCGAACACAUUGCUCGUAAAGCAGUUCUUGUCAUCAAAUACACACUUGAGGGUCUCAAGCAGAGGUCUCAAUGAUUUCAAAGUCGGAUACUUGAGGGCUCAAUUUCGUAGAGGGAUUUCCGGGUUCGGUUCUGGAUUCAACAGGCGGGGCUGGAAAUCAUGGUUCCACCAACUAAAUGCUAAUGACGCAGUUUUUGGCUUGAUUGUUGCAAAUGUCGCUGUUUUUAUGUUAUGGCGUAUAGCAGAUCGAAGAUUUAUGGUGGAAAACUUUAUGAUUUCAUUGGACAAUAUCAAAAGUGGGCGGGUGCAUACCAUGAUAACUUCUGCAUUCAGUCACAUUGAUCUUGAGCACAUCAUAUCCAACAUGAUUGGACUUUACUUUUUUGGGAUGAAUAUUGGAAGAACUUUUGGACCUGAAUUUUUGUUGAAGCUGUAUCUGGCUGGCGCAAUUGGUGGCUCCGUGUUCUACUUAGUUCACCAUGCCUUAAUGGCUUCUUCAUCAAAGGGUCAAGGAAUGUCGGCAUUCGACCCUUCAAGGACUCCAGGACUGGGGGCAAGUGGAGCUGUAAAUGCAAUCUUGCUGCUUGAUAUAUUCCUACAUCCAAAAGCUACUCUAUACUUUGAUUUCAUCAUACCAGUUCCAGCUAUGUUACUGGGGAUCUUCCUUAUUGGGAAGGAUAUACUGAGGAUAAUAGAGGGAGAGAGUAAUAUUUCAGGAUCAGCACAUCUGGGGGGUGCGGUGGUUGCAGCUAUUGCGUGGGCUCGAAUUAAGAAGGGGCGUUUCUGAAUCAUUCGAAAUAUAAGCAUUUGUCGGUCAAUGUUAGCCAGGAGGAUUUGUUCAGGAUUUUUCUUUUCUAUUCUUGGUGAUGCCCUUUAUAUGAGUAAGCCAGUUUCUUCUCUUUUGGGUUGAACCUACACAGAGUUCUUCUUUAUGCAAAACAGCACUCAUUUCCUUGGAAGCUUAUAGUUAUGUGAAGUGAUUCAAUUCAAGUACUAUGAUCUCUGAUUUUC